Messenger RNA from Lacerta agilis (Sand lizard), 5628 nucleotides. RefSeq names its product phospholipase C eta 1 (gene PLCH1). The record is from RefSeq and is a predicted model, not a curated record. Gene Ontology annotation, biological process: phosphatidylinositol-mediated signaling; lipid metabolic process. The coding region runs from base 187 to 5268 and encodes 1693 amino acids. The transcript is spliced from 23 exons. Gene Ontology annotation, molecular function: calcium ion binding; phosphatidylinositol-4,5-bisphosphate phospholipase C activity. NCBI's taxonomy places the organism in Eukaryota, Metazoa, Chordata, Lepidosauria, Squamata, Lacertidae.
AAAUCCAUGCUGCGGAUAACAUAGACUUCAACUUGUUUCGUAAUGGACAGGAUUGACAAAGUUCAUGGAUACUUCUAAGAAUUGUGUUGCAAAUAUUCUAUCCCCGGAGAUGUGAAUGAAUUUGGGCUUCUGCUUCAAGGAGACUUCUGCUCUGCCUGCCAAUAAUGUAUAACAAUAACAGAUUUAAUGGCAGACCUCGAAGUAUAUAAAAAUUUAAGCCCAGAGAAAGUUGAAAGAUGCAUGAGUGUAAUGCAGUCUGGGACUCAGAUGGUUAAACUGAAGAGUGGGGCCAAAGGACUUGUGCGCCUUUUUUACCUCGAUGAACACAGGACUUGCAUCCGAUGGAGGCCAUCCAGGAAAAGUGAAAAAGCGAAAAUCAUAAUUGAUUCCAUCUACAAAGUGACUGAAGGACGGCAGUCAGAAAUAUUCCAUCGCCAUGCUGAAGGCAACUUUGACCCGAGCUGCUGCUUCACCAUUUACCAUGGCAACCAUAUGGAGUCGCUGGAUCUGAUCACCUCCAACCCAGAGGAAGCUCGCACCUGGAUCACUGGCUUGAAGUACCUGAUGGCUGGGAUCAGCGAUGAGGACUCUCUUGCCAAGCGACAGAGAACACAUGAUCAUUGGGUGAAGCAGACCUUUCAGGAAGCAGACAAGAAUGGCGAUGGCUUGCUGAAUAUUGAAGAGAUUCACCAGUUGAUGCAUAAACUGAACGUCAGCCUGCCCCGGAGGAAAGUAAGACAAAUGUUUCAGGAGGCCGACACCGAUGAGAACCAGGGAACCUUGACCUUUGAAGAGUUUUCUGUGUUUUACAAGAUGAUGUCAUUAAGGCGCGACCUCUACUUACUGCUUUUAAGCUACAGCGACAAGAAAGACCACCUCACUGUUGAGGAAUUUGCUCAGUUUCUGAAAGUGGAACAAAAGAUGAGCAAUGUGACGACCGAGUAUUGUCUGGACAUCAUAAGGAAAUUUGAGGUUUCGGAAGAAAACAAGACCAAAAAUGUUCUGGGUAUAGAAGGCUUCACAAACUUCAUGCGCAGUCCCGCCUGUGACGUGUUCAACCCGCUUCACAGUGAGGUGAACCAGGAUAUGGAUCAACCCCUUUGCAAUUACUACAUUGCUUCUUCUCACAACACAUACCUAACCGGUGACCAGCUUCUGUCUCAGUCUAAAGUUGAGAUGUACGCCCGAGUUCUUCAAGAUGGCUGCCGAUGUCUUGAAGUUGACUGCUGGGAUGGUCCUGAUGGGGAGCCAGUUGUGCAUCAUGGUUAUACUCUUACAUCCAAAAUACUUUUUAAAGAUGUAGUGGAAGCAAUCAACAAAAAUGCCUUUGUUAAGAAUGAAUUUCCAAUUAUAUUGUCUAUCGAAAACCACUGCAGUAUUCAACAGCAGAAGAAAAUUGCCCAAUACCUCAAGGAGAUUUUCAGUGACAAGCUGGACUUGACUUCGGUGAGCAUGGGGGAUUCCAAGCAGCUUCCCAGUCCUCAGAGUUUGAAAGGCAAAAUCCUAGUCAAGGGUAAAAAGCUCCCCUAUAGUCUUGGAGCGGAUGCUGAAGAAGGAGAUGUUUCUGAUGAAGACAGCGCUGAUGAAAUUGAAGAUGAUUGCAAGUUAAAGGUUUCUUACAGUAAUGGCACCACUGAGCACCAGGUGGAAUCUUUUAUAAGGAAGAAACUUGAAUCCUUGCUAAAAGAGUCUCAGAUCAGGGACAAAGAAGACCCCGACAGCUUCACGGUGAGAGCACUCUUAAAAGCGACACACGAAGGUUUAAAUGUAAACUUCAAACAGAACUCGGAUGUAAAAGAUACUGGCAAGAAAUCCCACAGUAGACUAAUGAGCAAUUUUGGUAAACAUAAGAAGGCAGCAAAACCAAGGCCCAAAUCUCAUAGCGCAUCUGAUGAUGAGGAUUCUCAACAAAAUUGUUCUGGGAAGGAACCCGGACAGCUAUACAGCAGGUUGGGUCGGCGGAGAAAAACGAUGAAGCUGUGUCGCGAUCUUUCUGAUUUAGUGGUGUACACCAAUUCUGUAGCAGCUCAGGACAUAGUUGAUGAUGGAUCUGUGGGGAAUGUGUUAUCCUUCAGCGAGUCGAGAGCACACCAGGUGGUGCAACAGAAGGCAGAGCAGUUUAUGCUUUAUAACCAGAAGCAGCUCACCAGAAUCUACCCAUCUGCAUAUCGGAUUGACUCCAGCAACUUCAACCCUUUGGCAUAUUGGAACGUGGGCUGCCAGCUAGUGGCGUUAAACUAUCAGUCUGAUGGGCGUGUGAUGCAGUUGAACCAAGCCAAGUUCAGGAUGAAUGGCAACUGUGGAUACGUCCUGAAACCCCAGCAGAUGUGCAAAGGGACGUUCAAUCCCUAUUCUACAGAUCCACUGCCUGCUUUCCCUAAGAAGCAACUUCUCCUCAAAAUCAUCAGUGGGCAGCAGCUACCGAAACCUCCGGACUCAGUGUUAGGAGACAGAGGAGAGAUAAUCGAUCCAUUUGUUGAGGUGGAAAUUAUUGGGUUACCGGCCGACUGCUGCAAAGACCAGACCAGGGUGGUAGAUGACAAUGGGUUUAAUCCUGUGUGGGAAGAAACUCUCACUUUCAACAUCCACAUGCCUGAGAUAGCAUUGGUUCGGUUUCUUGUUUGGGAUCAUGAUCCAAUCGGCCGAGACUUUGUUGGACAAAGGACUGUCGCCUUCAGCAGCCUUAUGCCCGGCUACCGCCAUGUUUACUUGGAGGGACUGACUGAAGCCUCUAUAUUUGUUCAUGUAACAAUCAAUGAAAUUUAUGGAAAGUGGAGUCCCUUAAUCCUCAACCCCAGUUAUACUAUAAUGCACUUUCUAGGAGCCACAAAGAACAAGCAACUGAUAGGGCUCCGAGGGCUCUUUCACAAGAACCCCAAGCAAAAUUCUGUGGAAAACAGCGCUAAUUAUAUUCGGAAAAGGUCGAUUGGGGAACGUAUUCUCCGACGCACUGCCAGUGCGCCAGCAAAGGGCAGGAAGAAGAGCAAAAUGGGGUUUCAAGAAGUCACCGAGCUUAAGGAGAGUGUGUCUGAGGCAGCCAAUUUGAAGGAGAAGGAAGGAAUCCUGAGGCGUACGAGUAGAAGCUUGCAGGCACGUCCCAUCUCCAUGCCGGUUGACAAAUACCUUCUGGUGGGCUUGCCAUCACCAGAUCAGGAGGCACCUCCUCUUGCUGACACCACCAAAACCGAAAAUACUUCUGCAAAAAGUAAAAAAGCUACCAAAGAGGACCAAGCACAUCUGAAAGAAGCGGCCACCUCUUCUCCUGAGAAAGAUUUCUCUCUUGCAAAGUUUGCGUCUCCGCUUAAAAGAGAAGCCAUCGAAGCUGGCAUUUAUGUGAGCUCACCUGUGUAUGAAAAGCCGGAAAGCCUAGACUUUGCCAUUGGAAUAGCUGAAACCUAUUUCUCCACGGAGUAUUGGAAAAGUAAUCUUUCCAGCGAGUCGGUUCACCCAAAGGAGGAACUUGAAAGGGACAAGAAUGAAGGUAUAUGUUGCAUGGGUCAAAAGAUGUUGAAUGAUGCUCUGUUUUGCAAAGAGAGAGAACCAGUAGCUGAAAAUUCUCUUUCUCCAGGACAUCAAGAAGUAACUAGCAUUAGAUCUCAUGCAGUAGUAAAUAGUACUAUAACCAAUUCCCCACUACCUGAUAUAUCUUCACCUACCUGUAGUGAUGUCCGUGACUUUCAUUCCAUACCAGCCAUACAAGAUAGUGACAUUUCUCAUCUGAUCAGUGAAGUCUCUUUAACAGAUAAGAGUGAUGUGGGCAGUUCCGUCUCAGCAUUGAUAGGACAGUUUGAUGUCACAAAUGACCAAACUAAUUUGACUGUUGUUCCAAGUCCUCCUGGAAUUAGCAAAAAGAUUGACAAUAGGAAGCCUGCACAUGUACCACUUAUGUCUCCAAGUGAUCAGAAUACAUCGUUUGACCACAAGUCUCCUAGUGUAAUGCCAGUCGGAUCAGCACCAAAAAUUACUAUGAUAUCAACCCCUCAGACAACAGAGUGUUCGCUGUACACAAUUAUCCAUGAGGCCUCUCUUUCUCCAGCCUCUCACCAAGCAUCAAUUGGCAAACCUCCUUGCAAGGACACAAAAUAUGUUGCAGAGGAUACCUGUCCAGUGUUUUCUUGCAUUUCACCUGGGCUAAAUGCAAACACUAAAAGGAAGUGUGGAGCCAACUGGAACUCGCUAAGCAAUAGCAACUCUUGCAUCUCUGACAACUCAGAUUUGGAACAUACAAUAGUUGUCCCUUUCACUUGUGUAAAUUCUACAGGCAGCAGCCUAAUGGAAGUUGAUGGAGAGCUGCAGGACCUCUUGAUAACGGCCUAUGAAUAUAAGAGAGAAGAUAUGAGCCAAGUUGCUUCUCCUCUGAAACUUAAGCAUAAUCAGGACACUCUGUACUAUGACAGUUCAGUCUACAGAAACCUAACCAGCGAGGAUCUCUCCAACACUAACCUACUUGAGGACUUCAAGUUCAGGAGCAAGAAGAAUCAACAUCUUCCUUACCCAGAACAUCAGUGUCUUGAUCUUUUGUACAAUAACUAUUUGCACAUUUCAGACACCCAAAAUGAAUUGUUGAACAUCUCUCCAACAGAUAAUAUGGAGAACUCUCCUGCUCUUAAGAAUUCUAUGCCUUCUCCCUCAACUCAGAAACAACCAAGUCCUUGUAAAUCCAAGAGCCUUGGAGACUUAACAUCAGAAGACAUCUUGUGCAAUUUUGAAAGCAAGUACAAGUAUAUCAGCAGAGGUUUUAUUACAUCUGGCAUGAGAGACAAGAUGGUGACUGCUCUGAAGGCUAAGAAACCAGAGGCUACAGAUUCCUUGACGGAACAGUUACGAAAGCUAGUGUCCUUCGAUCAGGAGGAUAGCUGCCAGUCAUUUUGCAACAAGCAGGAUGACGAUUGCCCUAAAAUGUUGGUCAGAAAACUCUCAUCCAGGAGUCAGAGCAGAGUGAGAAACAUUGCUAGUCGUGCCAGGGAGCGACAAGAAGCCAAUAAGCAGAAACUGUCUAACGCUAGCAGUAAUGUAGCAGAGGUAGUCCUUAGAAAUAAGCCUCUUACACCUCCUCACAUUAUCAACAGACAUUCCACUGGCUCUUACAUAGCAAGCUAUCUGGAUAACUUCAAUACGGACAAUCUGGUGGACCGAGGGGUUCCGGAGGGUGCAUGCACAUCAUUGCGCUAUGGGUACCAUGACCGGUUUUAUACAGAUGACUCUCUUUUAGAGACCAAGCCAAGCGAAGACGAUAAACCAGAAAUCUAUUUUCUCCUGAGACUGUAAAUUGUAUAAAUGUACAUCUCCAUUGUUUACAAGCUUUCUCACAGAAUGAAGGAUGAUCCGUAAGCAACGUAGCCAUUAGCAUUUAAAUGACUCAGAAAUGUAUUCUUUUCGCUACUGUUUGAGCCUUGUCAUGAAUUAAUGUGUCCAUUGCCAUCACAGUUGAUGUAAAUAGAUGUUGUAAAACUUUAUGUACUUGGUCUUUUCCCUCAUUUUUUAAAAGAAAUUAUACACAAAAAUGUUGUUUGCAUGACAUAAAAUGCAAGAGGUCCCGAUGUCCUGUAUUUGAAAUGCUUGUACAAUAGAAUUUGGUAUGGCUAUUGAUUACCACAAAAUGCUGCACAAUACAAUGUUUAUUCCCUC